Molecule: messenger RNA, 1839 nt
Organism: Zingiber officinale
Lineage: Eukaryota; Viridiplantae; Streptophyta; Magnoliopsida; Zingiberales; Zingiberaceae
Product: glycosyltransferase BC10-like
Exons: 2
Coding region: 576-1784 (402 amino acids)
Cellular component (GO): membrane
Molecular function (GO): glycosyltransferase activity
Source: RefSeq, a predicted model, not a curated record
AAAGUUUCGCUCGACUCAUUUACAAUCCUACCUGUAGAGAUUAUUGUUAAUCUUUACAGUAUGUCAUAUGGUCUGAAGAGAAUAGACAACAACUUAGACUGAAAUAUAUAUAUACAGAUUAAAACAUCAAAUAAGAAUUUGACGGGCGAGAGAUAAACACAAUGAGUCGAGCAGUGCCUCCUGAUUGGGCGAGUGCUUACUUUGAGGGAAGGGAGGGGAAGGGAAGGGUAGGGAAGGCGAGCGACAACAGUCACACUCGCAAUUGCCUGUUGCACUCCGCCACUGCCCUUCCACUCCAUUCAGAAACCGACCGACGUUGCAAUCUCUGGUUAAUUGCGACCCCGCCAAUUAACAGCCGCUUUAAGGUGGACGACUAAUCUAAUUAACAUCUUUAUUUCAGUCCUGUAUUAAUAUCAUCCUUCUUCGAAAUAUAUAAAUAUAAUUUCUCCAAUUUCUUCUUCUGGUCGCCAUCACAAAUGAAUCCAUCAUCCAUGGCCCCCGUGAUCGCCCUUCGCUAGCUAGUUAUCAUAAAUGGGACGGCUCCUGUUGGAGUUAAUCGUCUUCUUCGGAGAAAAAUGAAACCCCAAUCGCCAUUCUCGAUCUACACGAGCCGCCAACACCUCAAACUUCUCUCGGGGCUUCUUCUCUUCGCCUUAGGCUUCGGUUUCGGCAUCAUCUCCAGCUUCUACUUCGUCAGCAGUGACGCCUGGACUUCUCCUCCCCCCCUGCUGGAAUUGACCUCGCGACCUUCUGCGAUCGCGAUGUCAUCCGCGGCGGCGCCAGCGCGGCCAGUCGAUCGCAGCACGGCUGCAUCGAAAUCGCCGAGCGAGGCGACGAUGCACGGCAUGACAGAGGAGGAGCUGCUGUGGAGGGCGUCCAUGGUGCCGAGGAUCCAAAGGCCGCCGUCGGCGGAGAGCAAGCCGAAGGUGGCGUUUUUGUUCCUGACGAGGGGGGAGCUGCCGCUGGCUCCGCUGUGGGAGAAGUUCUUCGAGGGGAACGAGGGAUUGUACUCUGUUUACGUCCAUGCCAAUCCGGAAUUCAAUGGUUCAGCGCCGCCCAAGGGAUCGGCUUUCUACGGAAGAAGAAUUCCCAGCAAGAGAGUGACGUGGGGUGGGAUGGACAUGAUGGAAGCGGAGCGGCGGCUGCUGGCCAACGCCCUCCUCGACUGGGACAACCGGCGAUUCGUGCUUUUGUCGGAGUCCUGCAUCCCGCUCUUCGACUUCCGCACCGUCUACUCCUACCUCGUCGAUUCCGCCCGCGUCCACGUGGAGUGCUACGAUCUGCCCGGCUCCACCGGACGCGGCCGCUUCCCGGCCCGCCUCCGCCCUCACCUGACCCCGCGCCAGUGGCGCAAGGGCUCGCAGUGGUUCGACAUCGACCGCGACCUCGCGCUCGAGGUCGUGUCGGACACCGCCUUCUUCCCGCUCUUCCAGCGGCACUGCGGAGCCCGGUGCUUCGCCGACGAGCACUACUUGCCGACGCUGGUGAACGCGAGGUUCCGGCACCGGAACCAGAACCGGAGCUUGACGUGGGUGGACUGGUCGAGGGGCGGGUCGCACCCGGCCAGAUUUCGGAGAGGAAGCGUGACGGCGGAGUUGCUGGAGAAGAUGAGGAACGGGAAUCGGUCCUGUCGCUACGACGGGCGGAGAAGAGGGGCGUGCUUCUUGUUCGCGAGGAAGUUCUUGGCCGAUUCUCUGGAUCGGCUGCUAGGGAUUGCGCCCAGCCUCAUGGGUUUCAACCUCAACGCGGGUAAAAAAUUGAGGGGAAUCGAUUCCAUCCACUGAUUUUUCCUUUUUUGUUUUUUCCAGACAAUAAAAAUAGAAUAUCCAUGCACAUCAA